AUGACCAGCAGUGGUGAGGAGUUCUACGACAUCAUCCACGUCAACCCGGAGCGCAACCUGCCGGCGCACUUUGACUGGCGCGAGAAGAUCCGCAUGCCGGCGGCCAUUAAUCAGCACACCUGUGGCGCCUGCUGGGCCUUCGCCGCGGCGACCACCAUCGAGACGCAACUGGCCUUCCGCCACAACAUCCACGUCGAGCUGAGCAAGCAGGAGCUGGUCGACUGUACCCGACACGCCAGCGGCUACCAGAACAACGGCUGCCACGGUGGCUUUCCCUGGGAGGCCUUCCGCUUUGCUCAGACGCACGGUCUGGUCGAUGAGCACUCCUACCCCUACCGAGGACUGGACAACGAGGCCUGCCUGGACAGUCGCAUGGGCGGCCACCAGCGCUACCACGUCAACGGCUUCCACCGCCUCGGACUGAACGCCGCCGAUGAGGCGCUAAUGACGGUGAUCAAGAACCACGGCCCCGUCUCCGUCCACAUUAUGGCCCACUUUGAUGCCUUCAAGCACUACAGGUCGGGCAUUCUGCGAAACAUCUACCCCGGAACGACGCACAUCACGCACGCCGUUGCCAUCGUCGGCUGGGGCAACGAGCACGGCAUCGACUACUGGGUCAUGCGAAACAGCUGGGGACCGAACUACGGCGAGCACGGCUACGUCCGCGUCGAGCGUCACCACAACAACAUUGGCUUGAACAACUACGUCAGCUUCCCGGUGGUCAACUAG
Messenger RNA from Rhagoletis zephyria (snowberry fruit fly), 729 nucleotides. The record is from RefSeq and is a predicted model, not a curated record. Lineage: Eukaryota; Metazoa; Arthropoda; Insecta; Diptera; Tephritidae.